AUGCCUGCCUAUCACUCGACUUUUCCUGUAGAUCCCAACACUGACCGAAUGGUAGGGAACUUUGCGCUUCUGCCCUUGAACACCAAGUUUAGAGGCCCUGCAUACCCGAGCAAUUCCGAUUACGAUAUUAUCGAUGAGUGCUUAGACCUAUUUCGCGCCAAUUCCUUUUUCAAGAACUUCGAAAUCAAGUCUCCUGCCGACAGAGUGCUCAUUUAUGGGAUCCUUUUUAUCAAUGAUUGCCUUGCUCAUUUAAAAAUAUCAACGUCCUACAGUGAAGCCGUGAAAGUGUUGACCAACGUGGCCUUGGAUAAUUUUACCUUACCUGGUACCCCUGGGUUCCCCUUAAAUAACGUUUAUCAAGUGCCAGUGCAGGACCACAAUGCAAUUGACCUAUUGAAAACCUAUAUUCAACAGUUCCGUCAAGAACUGGCAAUGAGACUGUUGGAAAGGACCUAUAAGGACUCUAAAGAACAACCUUCGAAGUUUUGGUUGGCCUUUACCAGAAGAAGAUUCAUGAAUAAAACACUAUAA
This is a messenger RNA of Saccharomyces kudriavzevii IFO 1802, 531 nucleotides long. RefSeq names its product Arc18p (gene ARC18). Lineage: Eukaryota; Fungi; Ascomycota; Saccharomycetes; Saccharomycetales; Saccharomycetaceae. Gene Ontology annotation, cellular component: Arp2/3 protein complex; cytoskeleton. Gene Ontology annotation, molecular function: actin filament binding. The record is from RefSeq and is a predicted model, not a curated record. The transcript has a single exon. The coding region runs from base 1 to 531 and encodes 176 amino acids. Gene Ontology annotation, biological process: regulation of actin filament polymerization; Arp2/3 complex-mediated actin nucleation.